Cyclopterus lumpus (lumpfish) is the source of this 1673-nucleotide messenger RNA. Its product is annotated as GTPase IMAP family member 9-like. Lineage: Eukaryota; Metazoa; Chordata; Actinopteri; Perciformes; Cyclopteridae. The transcript has 2 exons. Bases 109 to 1221 code for a protein of 370 amino acids. The record is from RefSeq and is a predicted model, not a curated record. Gene Ontology annotation, molecular function: GTP binding.
UUUGUGGGCGUGGUUUAGUGCAUAUAGGGUGGUUCUACCAGAGCUGCAGGAGACACUCUGAACCGUCUGAACUUCAGCUGCAGCUCUUCUCCACUCUUUAACCCAAACAUGGCCAGAAACUCAGGAAGCAGCAGAUACAAUGAUGAGGAGCUGAGGAUAGUGAUGGUGGGGAAGACUGGGAUUGGGAAGAGUGCCACUGGAAACACCAUUCUGGGACGACAGUGCUUUGAAUCAAAGUUCAGUGGAACGUCGAUGACUGUAGACUGUUCCAAAGGCAGAGGUACGGUGGACGGGCAAAAGGUUGCUGUUAUCGACACCCCGGGCCUGUUUGACACCAGGUUUGGCAUGGAUAAAACAACUAAAGAUGUGACCCAGUGCAUCUCUUAUAUUUCUCCGGGACCCCAUGUGUUCCUGGUGGUCAUCAGGCUGGGCAGAUACACUGAAGAGGAAAAGCAGACAGUGCAGAGAAUUCAAGAACUCUUUGGCCAAGCGGCAGACAGAUACAGCAUGGUCCUCUUUACCCAUGGUGACCUUCUUGAAGACACCAUUGAGGACUUCUUGCAGGGUUGCUCAGACCUGAAGCAACUUGUGGACAGAUGUAAUGGCCAGUACCAUGUCUUCAAUAAUAAGCUGGACGAUCGCUCUCAGGUCACUGAGCUGCUCCAGAAGAUCAGAGAUGUAGUCCAGAGGAACGGAGGAAGCCACUACACUACUGAUAUGUUCCAAGAGGCAGAGAGUAUCAUCGAAGAGAAGAAACAACGCAUCCUGAAAGAGAAAGAAGAGCAAAUAUGCAAAGAGAAAGAGAAAAUGGAGAGGAAACUACAACAACAAUAUGAAAAACAGAUGAAGAAAAUGAAUGACCAACUCCAGGCUGAGAGAGAGAGGGAGAAGAAAGAGAGACAGGAGGAAAUGAAGAGGGAGAGGGAGUGUAUGAAUGAGGAGAUGAAGAGGGAGAGGGACGCGAGAGAAGCAGAAAGGAAGAGAGAUAGAGAGGAGAAAGAAAAGGAGAUGGUAAAAGUGAUGAAUACAAUCAAGGAACAACAUCAAAGGGAACUGAGAGAAGGAAGAGAAAAGGUGCAGUCAAAGUAUGAAGAUGAGGCCAGAAACGAAGCUGAGGAGUUUAAUCCAUUAUAUCCUCUGGUAAAAGCUGGAGAAGUGGUAGUUAAAGGAAUCAAACAACUAGGAAGAGCAAUUGGGGGCUUGUUUGGGAAAUUCUUUUGAUUGUCUAAAUACAGAGCAAGUCUCCAGAAGCUCUCACCAAGGAAUAUAUGAAAUACAAAUGAUUUCAUUAACAGAACUAUAAUAUUUUCCUGUUUUUAAUUACCAGGAAUAAUGACAAUGACAGUAAUUCUGCUGAAGUAGAGCUAGAGACUAUUGAGUCAUCAUGCAUCAUAUUAUACUCUCACAUAUAAUUGAUAUGAUGAUUGAUAUAUAUUUGUUAUAUUUACUUUUAAUAAGGCCUAAAGAGGUUUAGUAAGUAAGUUUAGUUUAGUUUAGUAUGUAAGUUAACAUUUUAAAAUAGUACAUGUUCAUUAUUAUAUUAUAUGAUUUCAUUAACAUUUAAUCAACAUUACAGUUAGUCAUCAAAGCAUUAUUUCCACAAGUUAUGUAAUGCUGUAUGUGUUCAUAUGCUAAACUGAAUUAGUAAUAAACAUGUGAUAUUAACACCAGAA